This is a messenger RNA of Daphnia magna, 671 nucleotides long. RefSeq names its product protein archease-like (gene Archease). Bases 189 to 650 code for a protein of 153 amino acids. Gene Ontology annotation, cellular component: tRNA-splicing ligase complex. Gene Ontology annotation, biological process: tRNA splicing, via endonucleolytic cleavage and ligation. Lineage: Eukaryota; Metazoa; Arthropoda; Branchiopoda; Diplostraca; Daphniidae. The record is from RefSeq and is a predicted model, not a curated record. The transcript has 6 exons.
ACUAGCGACUGUCUCAAGAAGCUGAUGAAACUGCAGAACACUUGUGUGUUUUGAUCCAUGCUUUCCUAAGUGUUGUGUUGCUUCAAGUUUAAAAACGUUUGCCUUUUCUCUGCUUUUCUUCUGACUUGAGUUUAAAGGAUUGGAACAAUAAAAAGGAAUAAUACAAGCUUUUGCAAGAAACUGUUUAAAUGACUGAAUUAACGAAAGAAGAGAAAGAGAUUCCUCUUAUCAAGUAUGAAUAUUUGGACCACACAGCUGAUGUUCAGCUACAUGCUUGGGGAGAUUCCUUGGAAGAAGCUUUUGAACAAUGUGCUGAGGCAAUGUUUGGUUACAUGACUGAAAUUGACAAAGUUGAGAUUUUGGAAAAGCAAGAAAUUGAAGCCCAGGGAGAAGAUCUACUGUCAUUGCUCUUCCAUCUGCUAGAUGAAUUCCUCUUUCUUUUUAGCGCAGAACCCUUUUUUAUUGCAAGGAAAGUGAAGAUCACUGAGUUUGACCGCAUCAACUUCAAAAUAAUAGCCACUGGUUAUGGAGAAACUUUUGAUUUAAAGAAACACCCUCAAGGAACUGAGGUAAAAGCCAUCACUUAUUCAAACAUGCAAAUCCAUGACACUCCAAAUUUGCAUGCAGUCUAUGUUAUUAUUGAUAUAUGAAUAUAAAUAAUUCUAAAUUUG